This is a messenger RNA of Neurospora crassa OR74A, 2036 nucleotides long. RefSeq lists its product as hypothetical. The record is from RefSeq and is a predicted model, not a curated record. The coding region runs from base 411 to 1472 and encodes 353 amino acids. Gene Ontology annotation, biological process: proteolysis. The transcript has 3 exons. Lineage: Eukaryota; Fungi; Ascomycota; Sordariomycetes; Sordariales; Sordariaceae. Gene Ontology annotation, molecular function: metalloendopeptidase activity.
UUUGGACCGAACAGAUUACAUAUCGAUAAGCAGGACGUGCCAGCUAGUCCUAAUUGAGAAGGUUGAUCUGAUGGUACCCCUGGACUGUGAAUAGCAUCACACUUUCCUCUUAGCGACCUUCAGAAACGGCUUCCUCCUCGUCCAAGCGCUUUGAGACCAGACCCUCGGGCUAUGAUACUUGGGGAUGCUUGUGGAGGUUGUGGUAGUAAUCGGUCGAGACUCCUACAAUAGGGUAUGUUUGGCCGGGCUGGGAGAGAUCGAUAUCGGCGUAUGAUGGAGGGAUGGUCGAGUUUGUCGUGCCUCGUAGGAUGACUACUUAUACUCAUGUAUCCCCCCCCCCCCUAUGACCUCUUCCCCUAGACAGGCUAUCCAGACAUCUUUACUCAGUCUCAGUCUCGACACACAUCACCAUGAUCCCCAACGUCCUCACCGUUGCCACUCUGGCUGGCGCAGCCAUGGCUGCUUGCCCACUCUCUGUCCAGAUUGUCGGCGCAGACCAUCACGUCGCCCAAGUCUCCGUCACCAACACCGGAGCCGAGCCCAUCACAGUCUUCAAGGGCAACACGGUGCUCAGUGAACACGCUACCAAGGAUCUCGUCGUGACUGAUGCCUCCGGCAAGGCACUUCCCUUCGAGGGCUCCUACGUCAACUACAAGCGUAGCGGCGUCUCUCCCGACAUGUUCCAGACCCUCCAGCCCGGCGAGUCCGUCACAGCCUCGGUCAACGCCGCCAGGACCUACAGGCUCUCCGGCGUCAAGAGCGCCAACAUCUCGGCCCUCCAGGGUUUCAAAUACGUCACGGGAACGACCGCGCCCGACUCGCUCAAGGACCUCUCCUUCUGCGAGGCCAGCUCGGACUCGUACACCAUCACGCCCGACCAGAGCAAAGCCGCCGAUGACCACAUCUCCAAUCGCCUAGCAGGAGCACCCGCCUCCCGUAUCGCCAGGCGCUCCGUUACCUACCACUCCUGCUCCGCCUCGCAGACCAACGCCCUCAGGACCAGUGUCUCCGACGCCAUCUCCAUGGCCGGCGCGGCCUACACGGCGGCCGGCUCGGCGGCGGACUACUUCACCACCUGGUUCAAGUCCACCUCCGUGGAGUCCAAGGUGCGCUCCAUCUACAACGACGUCAAGAACGUCCAGAGCACCUCGCCCGCCAUCUCCUGCGCCGACACCUACGGCGACUGCUCCGACGGCAGCGCCCUGCUGUACACGAUCCCCAGCGCCAACACCAUCGUGCCCUGCCCCAACAACGGCUUCUGGGGCUUCCCCGAGUUCGCCAGCACCUGCGCCGACGACGACUAUGACAAGGCUGGCAGCAUCCUGCACGAGAUGACGCACCUGUUUGGCACGGAUGACUAUGCGUACGGCCAGGCGGCUGCGAAGCGGCUCUCGGCUGCGCAGGCAGCGGCGAAUGCUGACAGUUAUGAGAUCUAUGCUGGGAGUGUGCGUCUUGGUGGGUGCAGCUCUUAGAGGAGGAGGAUCAAAAUGGGUGGCGGGCACGAUGUGACUGAUCUGGUGGUGACAAAUUCCAUGAACCAUCAUGAUAAUUUAUGACCAUUGAUGCCUCCGAUGGAUAGGCCGUGGUUUGAUGAUGAUGUAGUAUCAGAUAGACGGAUAUGAACUGCUUGCUUCCUCCGAGUCGUAUGUCCGAAUGUCGUGCGGUGGCCAGUGAGUCCCUCACCGUCAAUUCAUUCGUUCAGUCUUAGCGGACAGGUGCCGUAACGGUUUGUUGCCCUCUGAUAUCUUUCAGUCUUAUGGGAGCUCGAAAGAGACGGAUAGAGGCAUAAGAACAGACUGGGAGAGACCGAAAAGAGGCUUUCGUGGCGUAAUAAAUUCUGGUUAUUGUUAGUGAUUAGGGUCAAACGAAGACCAGUUUGAGGCCGUUUAGUGCUCUAAUUGAGAGCCUUCCGCGAGAUUGAUGGUUACGGGUGAUUGUCGAGGACGGUAAGUCGCGGGAGAAGGUGUCUUCGGAAUAAAAAAAAGAAAGGAGAGAGAAACCCAGAUCACCCAGAUCAGGCAGUGGGUGGGAUGCUU